GGUCACCUUGAAACGUCAAAGUGUGUCACCUUGGUUGCUGCUGAGCGGGCAUACAAAAGAGAAUAUACCGUUUUCUCCGCUAAAUUUCGCAAAUUUUGGAUAAAUUUUCGUAAUUGUUGUAUCGAGUGACUCAAAGCAAAGAAGUUCCAGUGCGUGCUAUAAGGCAUAAGCCAACGUACGUGCUUCCAUAUCUCAAUACUUUGGUGUGUGCUAAACGGUUAAAAGCGGUGGAUGCAAUCUGUGCUAGAGAGUAAUAAGUGUUGAAGAGCAGUCUUAAGUCUGGGACUCUUUCGCUAUUCUUAAGUGAUUUAAAUAGACCGUUGAAAUUGAAAUAUAGUUUAAAAUACUCAUAGUAAAACGCACUUUGUCAACGCAUAAAUAAUUUAAUACUGUUUAUUGAAAUUAAUUGAAAGCAGAGUAAAAAACCGAAAAAAUGCCAAACGAACGUUUCAUUGAGCGUGGCUCACAUAAGGGCAAAGGACUUGCAGUUUUCACCAGUGGUGGCGACUCGCAGGGCAUGAACGCCGCUGUGCGUGCGUGCGUACGCAUGGCUAUCUACUUGGGAUGCAAGGCCUACUUCAUUCGAGAAGGCUACCAGGGCAUGGUCGAUGGUGGUGACAAUAUUGUUGAAGCCAACUGGGCAUCUGUGUCUUCUAUCAUCCAUCGUGGCGGUACAGUAAUUGGCUCAGCACGUUGCGCUGAAUUUCGCGAACGUGCCGGUCGUCUAAAGGCCGCAUUCAAUUUGAUUCAAAAAGGCAUCUCCAAUUUGGUUGUAAUUGGUGGUGAUGGCUCACUUACUGGUGCUAACUGCUUCCGUAACGAGUGGUCCGGUUUGUUGGAUGAGCUGCUCGAGUCCAAGAAGAUUACACCCGAGCAACGUAAGAAGUUCGACGUGCUACAUAUUGUGGGCAUGGUCGGUUCCAUUGAUAAUGAUUUCUGCGGCACUGACAUGACCAUCGGUACCGAUUCGGCUUUGCACCGCAUCAUUGAGGCUAUCGAUGCCAUUGUGAGCACUGCCUACUCACAUCAACGUACAUUCAUCAUGGAGGUCAUGGGUCGUCAUUGUGGUUAUUUAGCCAUUUCGGCGGCUUUAGCUAGCGAGGCUGAUUUCAUAUUUAUCCCAGAGGAGCCGGUCGCUGUUAACUGGCCCGAAAAAUUGUGCAAAAAAAUACUGCAGGAGCGUAAUGCUGGUCAACGUUUGAACAUUAUCAUCGUCGCUGAGGGUGCCAUCGAUCGUGAGGGCAAUCCCAUUACCGCUGAGGAUGUCAAGAAAGUGGUUGUUGACAAGCUGCAGCAGGAUACACGCAUCACUGUGCUCGGUCACGUGCAACGCGGAGGCAAUCCCAGCGCCUUCGAUCGUGUGUUGGGUUGCCGCAUGGGCGCCGAAGCUACGCUGGCACUUAUGGAGGCCACCUCCGACUCGGUGCCCUGUGUUGUCUCCUUGGAUGGCAAUCAGGCAGUGCGUGUGCCACUGAUGGAGUGUGUGGAACGCACCAAAGAAGUUGCACAAGCGAUGGCGGAGAAGAACUGGGAGUUGGCGGUGAAAUUGCGUGGCCGCUCAUUCGAACGCAAUUUGGAGACCUACAAGAUGUUGACACGUCUGAAGCCACCAAAGGAGUUGAUCGCAAGCGGACGGGAGGGUUACCGUCUAGCCGUGAUGCACAUUGGCGCACCCGCUUGUGGCAUGAAUGCUGCCGUACGUAGUUUUGUGCGUAACUGCAUUUAUCGUGGUGACAUCGUAUUCGGCGUACAUGACGGUAUUGAGGGUCUCAUUGCCGGCAAUAUCAAGGAAAUGGGCUGGUCCGAUGUAACCGGUUGGGUGGGUCAAGGUGGCGCCUUCCUCGGCACUAAACGCACACUGCCCGAAGGCAAAUUCAAGGAGAUUGCCGCACGCCUCAAGGAGUUCAAAAUUCAAGGUUUACUCGUAAUUGGUGGUUUUGAGGCCUAUCAUGCCUGCGGCCAGAUUUCCGAUCAACGUCCCAACUAUCCCGAGUUCUGCAUCCCCAUGGUGGUUGUGCCCUCAACAAUUUCGAAUAAUGUUCCUGGCACCGAAUUCUCGCUCGGUUGCGAUACCGGUUUGAAUGAGAUUACUGAAAUUUGCGAUCGCAUUCGCCAAUCGGCGCAGGGCACCAAGCGGCGCGUGUUCGUCAUUGAGACAAUGGGUGGCUAUUGCGGUUACCUCGCCACUUUGGCUGGUCUGGCUGGUGGUGCUGAUGCUGCUUAUAUUUAUGAGGAGAAAUUCUCCAUUAAAGAUCUGCAACAAGAUGUUUACCACAUGGCAUCCAAAAUGGCGGAGGGUGUGCAGCGCGGUUUGAUUUUGCGCAAUGAGAAGGCAUCGGAGAACUAUAACACCGAUUUCAUACAUCGUCUGUACUCGGAGGAGGGCAAGGGGCUCUUCUCGUGCCGUAUGAAUAUUUUGGGUCACAUGCAACAGGGUGGCUCACCCACACCAUUCGAUCGUAAUAUGGGCACCAAAAUGGCGGCCAAAUGCGUUGAAUGGUUGAACGAUCAAAUCAAGCGCAAUACCAAACCAGAUGGCACGGUACGUUGCGAGAGCAGCGAUUCUGCUUGUCUGCUCGGCAUUGUGCGUCGUCAGUACCGUUUCACACCGUUGGCCGAUUUGAUUGGCGAAACCAACUUUGAACAACGCAUCCCCAAAACACAGUGGUGGCUCAAAUUGCGUCCACUCCUGAGAAUUCUCGCCAAACAUGACUCUGCCUACGAAGAAGAGGGUAUGUACAUUACUGUGGAAGAGGAAUGUGCUACCGAUGCCGUUGCUUAAGUAUUGGCUACAAUGUAGACAACCAAAAUAGUCGUCGUGUAGCAAGUGACCAAACAACCAUACACUAAAGUAUAUGUUACUCGUAUUAAAAAACAAAACAACGCCAGUUGCUAUAAAGUAUAUAAGCUAAAAAAGUUUGCCGAAGAAAAAAGCACAACAAACAUAAUCAUGAACAAAUAAACACAAAAUUAAAAGUAAAAGUAAACAACAUUGCAUACACAAAAUACAUAUUUAUCUCAUCACAUGGUGCGCAAAGCACGUCAUCAAUUAAUUUAAAUAAUUAUUAUGUUCAUAACAUUUACACACAUUUACAUAUAUACUUGUUUCAUAAUGUGCAGAAUAAAAAAAUGACACUUGAAAGUUGUUAACAAAAAACUCAGGUUUCUAGCAGAAUUCUACACAAAACAACCGCUGUUUAAUGUAGGCGUAAACAAAAUUGUAUAUUUUAUAUCCUGUUUUUUUUGCUGAUAAUUUUGGUUUUUUUAUUUUUUAUAUAAUUUAAUUUUUAUUUUAUAUAAUUUCUUCUAAUUUAUAAUUAAUUUUUAACUUUCUCGUUUUGCCACACUCUUUACUCGAGUAGCUGGCUCGCAAUGUAGUAUUAUUAUGUUUAUAUUUUGUUUUUGACCUUGUUUAAGUUUAGUGUGGCGUUUUAAACGAAGGAAAAAAAAACAAAAAAAACUGAUAUUAAUUUGUAGUUUGAUUAGUUGCAAAUUAUAAAAGUAAAAUAAAUGUUGUAGCGCAAUACUAAAAAGCAAAAUAUACCACAAUUAAAACAUCGA
This is a messenger RNA of Zeugodacus cucurbitae (melon fly), 3561 nucleotides long. RefSeq names its product ATP-dependent 6-phosphofructokinase (gene Pfk). Gene Ontology annotation, biological process: canonical glycolysis; fructose 6-phosphate metabolic process; fructose 1,6-bisphosphate metabolic process. Bases 434 to 2782 code for a protein of 782 amino acids. Gene Ontology annotation, cellular component: 6-phosphofructokinase complex; cytoplasm. NCBI's taxonomy places the organism in Eukaryota, Metazoa, Arthropoda, Insecta, Diptera, Tephritidae. The transcript is spliced from 11 exons. The record is from RefSeq and is a predicted model, not a curated record. Gene Ontology annotation, molecular function: AMP binding; identical protein binding; ATP binding.